Alligator mississippiensis (American alligator) is the source of this 3502-nucleotide messenger RNA. RefSeq names its product family with sequence similarity 222 member A (gene FAM222A). The coding region runs from base 143 to 1534 and encodes 463 amino acids. NCBI's taxonomy places the organism in Eukaryota, Metazoa, Chordata, Crocodylia, Alligatoridae. The transcript has 3 exons. The record is from RefSeq and is a predicted model, not a curated record.
GCCGCCGCCGCCAUGGGCAGCUGAAGCCGGCGCCGCUGCCCAUGGGCUGCGCUGGAUGCAUCGCCUGGAGCGGAGCCGGGCCCGGGCGCACGCGUGAGGCUCGGCCGUGGUGACCCCAGCAGCGCACUCAAACGCUUGGACCAUGUUGGCCUGUCUGCAGCGAACCCAGAACCCCCCGGCGCAGCACCUGGCAUGCCCCAGCAAGACCCUGGAGCCACGGAAGUGUAAGUGCCCCAGGCCCUGCAGGGUGGCACGCAGCCAAUGGGCACGGUAUUCUAUCCCCCACCACGGUGAAACAGCAGUCUCCAUGCAUUCCCCACGCUACCCCAGCCCGGCUGAACUGGACGCCUAUGCACAGAAGGUGGCUAACAACCCCUUAACCAUCAAGAUCUUUCCCACCAACAUCAGGGUCCCGCAGCACAAGCACCUUAACCGGACAGUCAAUGGGUACGACACCACGGGGCAGCGCUACAGCCCGUACCCCGUGCACGCCGGUGGCUACCAGGGCCUCCUGGCCAUCGUGAAGGCCUCCAGCAAAAGCGUGGUGAAGAACGUGGAGGGCAAGCGGACUAAGAUGUCCCCCGCGCAGGUGGGUGUCGCCCCCUACCCAGUGUCAAGCACUUUAGCUGCAGGCCCCGCCUGCGCCGGGCAGUUGAAUUACCACGGGGCCCAGAAGCAGAUCGAGGCUCCAGUACCCCCGAAUGUGACUGUGGCGACGUCUGUGAUCCCGCUUGCGGGCCGGAGUCUGACGCUGCCACAGUCCAACCUGCCCUCGAUCCAGAGCAUCAUCUACCAGAUCAAUCAGCAGUGCCAGGCCCAGGGCUCCCAGCAGGCCUGCCAAGGCGUGGUGGUGACCAACCCCAGCCCGGCCAAGCACGGUGCCACCGCCAGCUUCGCCACUAUGGCAACAGCCGGCGCCGCCGUGGCCUACGCCGGCGCCCUCCUGCCAGAUUGCCGCAAGGGGGCCGACCUGGCCAUCGGGUCGAACCCAGCCCUAGCCAUGGGCCCCAAAGCGGCCGUCUACCCAGACGGCAUGGAUUACCUGCUGUGGCAGCAGAAGCAGCAGCAGCUCCGCAUGUACAGCGGGGGCAGUGGCGGGGGGGGUGCCGUCAGCAAGUCUCCGGAGACAUGUGUGGGGGUGUCACGGCCCUACAGCCUGACAGGGGCAGCGGAGAAGGUGAGCUCGUCCCCGUUGAACUGCGUGGGGAUGCACGGCAACUUCUCGGUGGGGCAGUACUUUGCGCCCCCCUGGAACAGCAUCCUGGUCACCCCCAACAGCGACUGUUACAACCCCCCCGAGCUUGCCAACGGGCACCGCGAGCUCGCCGUGCACCCCUCAGACGGGCUGCCCAGCAAGACCCUCUGCAAUACCUCCAUCCUCAGCAGCAGCCUCCAGUCGCUGGAGUAUCUCAUCAACGACAUCCACCCGCCCUGCAUCAAGGAGCAGAUGCUGGGCAAGGGCUAUGAGACGGUGUCUGUCCCCAGACUCUUGGACCAUCAGCACGCCCACAUCCGCCUGCCCGUCUACAGAUAAGAGACUGCCGCUGCUUUCCAAACACAGGGCGCUGGUGGGAACGGGACUGACAGCCACUCUCCUCUCCAGCACCGCCAGGGGAUGUGAUGGAGCGAAGGCGAGGGAGGGGGGGUGGGCUUGGCUUGACGCGAGGGAAGGCCCAGGUGGGUCCCCCCCCACCAGAGACGCUGGAAUGCACUGGGGCCGUCGAACUGGACAUGCCCAAGACCCGCCGCAAGGCCGAGGAGGACGGACCGCUUGCUUACAUAGCUCAGAAAUCGUUUUCUUUCCACGAAUGUGAACAGGGAAUUGCUACACGUUGCUGCUAUCCAGGGAGAGAAGGCUUCACUCUGUAUGUGUGUGUGAGUGUGCGUGUGUGUGCGUAUGUGUGCACGUGUGUGUGUGCGCGUGCCAGCCAGAGUAGCAUGGUGGGAGAGAGCCUCGAAUCUGGUCCUACACUGAGGUCCGAUGAGAGUUUUAGAGAGAGAGAGAGAGAGAGAUGGUCCCAGCCCUCCCCUGCCCCCGGUAACUCCAUGCAGCUUGGUCACAACCAGAAAGAGCUAAUUUUGCCUAAUUCCUAGUCGAAGUCCGUAACUUGCACUGCUUUGAGUAAAGCUACCGAUCUGGGGACAGUCUGGAGGCUAUUUAAGUAAAGAGGAAAAAAAACACUUGAAAACUUGAACAGAUUAUUUUUGAGUUGAAGAUACUGUACAUUUUCUGUGUUGGCUGCUACAGGAAGAGUCUCCUCCUCCCCUUCCCUCACCCCGCCCUGCCCCAGCCCGCGCCGCUUGGGCCUAGUCCGUUACUUUAACGAGCCCCUGAGUUUUUGAUGCUUUUCUAACCGGACCCAUUCCCUCGCCCGGUUGUCGGCACCGCAGCCGGAGAGCGGCGCCAAGCUAUGGAGCCGGGGAGCAGGCUCUACGUUUAAGGAUAUUUUACCCUCCUCAUUCUUCUUGCAGGUUUUCCAAAUAUGCCCAUACGCCCAGCCCAACCCCGCCCCGGGUAGAGAGACAGCCUGAGAGGACAAAAGCGAGAGGAACAGAGGGCAGGCAAAUUACCUACAACAGAUCCCACACUUGGACCCUGCCUCCCUUUUGUAAAAUGCCCAGGCCCCCAUCCCCACCCCACCGAAGGAAAGAAGCUGGGGGUCCCCUCCCUUCCUCACCGUCAAGCCCACUUGUCCCCGGCUGCUCAUCCCUUUCUCUCGAAUCCGGCUGCGCACAAAUGUAGACCCAGCUGAGCACACGAGAAGCAAUUUCGGUUUGAUCACCCCGAGACGAAUGCAGAGCCAUUGCGGGGCGCGGGGGCACUCAGAGGGGGUGUCCCCCGUGUCCACUGCCUCUCCUGCCCCCUCCCAGCCAGACCCAGUAACAGGAACGUUUCUCAAUGCCGAGAUUUCCAAGAUCUUGCUUUCUUUUUCUUUUUUUUACUGUCAACGAUACCUUUGUUCUGUUUUAGAGACAACUUGCAGGUGAAGCGUUGUAGACUCCCAUUUAACGAUGCAUCUAGCCAUUGUACCAGGUUGUAAUUUGCAUACUUUAUGUUCUUUUUUUUAAAGAAAAAAAGCAGUUCCAAAACGUUCAUUAUGGUCUGUUACGUGGUACAUGUAAUUAUGUGUUUAAUAGGAUUUAUUCAUUUAUAAAAGGAAAAAAAAACCGGCAGUUCUGCAUUACCAGAAAACACCAAGUUUUUUCGAUGUUUCAAAGGAAAAAAAAAGCUACCCCCAAGAAAACCCAACAUGAUUGUGCUCAGAAAAGAGGUACUGUAUCCUUAAAAGGCCUGUUCAAGCACUAAGUGCAUUUACAAAUCUCUGAGAAUGUUUUUUUUAUACUAAAAUUGACCAUUAUAUUCUACUGUGAAAAGUGCUGUCUGCACUAGAUUGUUUUAAAAAUGAGAGAAAACAACAAAAAAAAAAAAAAAAGAGAGAAAACCCGCAAGCUGUGUGUCCGGAUGUUGUUUUUCCCAAAGUAAAACCAGGCUAUCAUUGGA